Molecule: messenger RNA, 4700 nt
Organism: Balaenoptera acutorostrata (minke whale)
Lineage: Eukaryota; Metazoa; Chordata; Mammalia; Artiodactyla; Balaenopteridae
Gene: INTU
Product: inturned planar cell polarity protein
Exons: 16
Coding region: 400-3111 (903 amino acids)
Biological process (GO): cilium assembly; establishment of planar polarity; vesicle-mediated transport
Cellular component (GO): cilium; cytoplasm
Molecular function (GO): protein binding
Source: RefSeq, a predicted model, not a curated record
GGAAACUCAGGCGGAGCGCCUCUAAGGUUUUGGAGAGCUGUUCAGCGUAGAAACAAAGUGUAAACCGCAAGAAAACAAAACAGUGGGCCUCCGCCAGUUUUAAUAAGUUACGCUGCUCCAAAGGAGUGUGUUUAGGAGAGCGGAAGUGGUUAAGUUUCAGCUUCUUCCAUUCCUCCCGGAUACCCUCCUGGAAGUUCAAGUUAAUUGGCUCCUUUCAGUUGUCUCGGUUCUCUCAGGGAAGCUUCCUCGUCUCCCUGGCAACCUGAGCUGCCACCAAUUGAAGCUGAGGAUUGGUGGUCACGUGUCCCCUACCCGUUCCCGAGCGGAGGCACGAUGGCGGCCCCGGCAAGCCGUAGCUGCGAGAUUUGAAUUACCCUACUUGUAGCUGCUGCGUCCCUAAUGAUGGCGUCUCCGGCGUUGUGCGGUUCACGUCAGAGCCCAGAGGGACUCCCUGGAGACCCUUCCUCACAAGAAGAAGAUGCGGAUUGUGAUCCUGAAGAUCCGGUCAGCGACUCGGGUUCAUACUCCUCUACGAGUACCGAUUAUGAUGACCUUGAGCCUGAAUGGCUGGACAGUGUGCAGAAGAAUGGAGAGCUAUUUUAUUUGGAGUUGAGUGAGGAUGAAGAAGAAAGCCUCCUUCCUGAGACACCUACAGUGAACCAUGUCAGGUUCAGCGAAAACGAGAUUAUUAUUGAAGAGGAUGAUUACAAAGAAGGAAAAAAGUAUGAACCCAAACUCAAGCGGUUUACCAAGAUUUUAAAAAGUAAAAAACUUUUACCCAAACGCUAUAAUAAAAAAAAUAGCAAUGCCAGUGGGCCAGUAUCUAUUCUAAAGCAUCAGUCCAAUCAGAAAACAGGAGUUGUUGUCCAACAGCGGUACAAAGACGUGAACGUUUAUGUGAACCCCAAAAAGCUAACCGUCACCAAAGCCAAAGAGCAGCUCAAGCUUCUGGAAGUACUGAUUGGGAUCAUCCAUCAGACCAAGUGGAGCUGGAGAAGAAGUGGAAAACAGGGCGGUGGAGAGAAGCUUGUGGUCCAUGGCCUGCUACCAGGAGGAUCUGCUAUGAAGAGUGGUCAGAUAUUAAUUGGUGAUGUCCUUGUUGCCGUGAACGAUGUAGAUGUGACCUCUGAAAACAUAGAGAGAGUUCUGUCUUGCAUUCCUGGACCUAUGCAGGUGAAACUGACGUUCGAAAAUGCACACGCUGUGAAAAAGCAAACAACUCAACCAAGACAGAAAAAGGCACAGUCAAACACAAGUGAUUUAAUCAAACUUCCAUGGGGAGAAGAGGUCAAAGGUACCCAGCAGAAUAUUCUAAACACUCCUCACAUCGUUAUGUAUCUCACACUACAGCUCGACUCGGAAACAUCAAAGGAAGAGCAGGAAAUCCUAUAUCAUUAUCCAGUAUCUGAUGCAUCUCAGAAACUUAAAAGUGUGAGAGGCAUAUUUCUCACACUCUGUGACAUGUUGGAAAAUGUAACUGGGACACAAGUUACUAGCUCAUCCCUUCUUUUAAAUGGGAAACAAAUUCAUGUAGCUUAUUGGAAAGAAUCUGACAAGCUGUUGUUAAUUGGCCUGCCUGCAGAGGAAGUUCCUCUUCCUCAGCUAAGGAAUAUGAUUGAAGAUGUUGCCCAAACCUUAAAAUUUAUGUAUGGUUCUUUAGAUAGUGCCUUUUGCCAGGUUGAGAAUGUUCCUCGUUUGGAUCAUUUUUUCAGCUUGUUCUUUCAAAGAGCACUUCAGCCUGCUAAACUACAUUCCAGUGCCUGUCCCAGUACACAACAAUAUGAUGUUUCCAGUGCAGUACUUUUAGACAAUCUCCCUGGAGUUCGGUGGCUCACACUUCCACAGGAAAUUAAGGUGGAAUUAGACACAGCACUGAGUGACUUGGAGGCUGCAGAUUUUGCAGAACUGUCUGAGGAUUACUAUGACAUGAGACGGCUAUAUACAAUUUUGGGCUCUUCUCUAUUUUACAAGGGUUAUUUGAUAUGCAGUCAUUUGCCUAAGGAUGAUCUUAUUGAUAUUGCUAUAUACUGUCGCCACUAUUGCCUACUGCCUUUAGCAGCAAAACAAAGAAUUGGUCAGUUGGUAAUAUGGAGAGAAGUAUUUCCUCGACAUCACCUCCAACCUUCUACAGACUCAAACACUGAAGUCUUUCAGGAACCUGAAGGGAGGUAUUUUUUGCUAAUUGUUGGCUUGAGACAUUAUAUGUUGUGUGUGCUAUUAGAAGCUGGAGGCUGUGCAUCCAAAGCUGUUGGGAAUCCUGGACCGGACUGUAUAUAUGUGGAUCAGGUCAAAACAACUCUUCACCAGCUGGAAGGGUUAGAUUCCCGCAUAAAUGAACGGCUAGCCUCUUCUGCAACCCCCUGUUUGUCUUGUGCUGACUGGUUUCUUGCUGGAUCACAUGAAAAAUUAGAUCAUUUAACAACCUCCCCUAUUCUCAGUCGGCUACAAGGUACUUCCAAAGUAGCAACCUCUCCAACAUGCAGAAGAACUCUUUUUGGUGACUAUUCCCUAAAGACACGGAAGCCCAGUCCAUCCAGAAGUGGAGGAUCUGACAGUGGUUGUGAAGGUGGAGAAGGUGUUGGCCUGAGUCCCCACACUGCAGCAUCUCAGGGUUCUGAUGGUUCAGAGGAAAGCGGGGCCUUGCUUAAGGUCACUAAAAAGAAGUCUGCUCUUCCAAAUCCAUUUCAUUUGGGGAACCUGAAAAAGGACCUUUCAGAAAAAGAACUGGAUAAAUAUAACACAAUGAAAUUGACGUCUGGUCCUGAGAACACACUUUUCCACUAUGUCGCCUUAGAAACAGUGCAAGGGAUCUUUAUUACUCCUACCCACGAAGAGGUGGCACAGCUAAGUGGCUCUAUUCACCCUCAGCUGAUAAAAAAUUUCCAUCAGUGUUGUCUCUCCAUUCGUGCAGUUUUCCAACAGACAUUGGUUGAAGAGAAGAAGAAAGCACUAAAUGGUGGAGAUCAUUCAGGUUCUACAAAUUCAGUGACUUCUCUUAACCCUGUGAAAGAACAUGGUGUAUUGUUUGAAUGCUCACCUGAAAACUGGACUGAUCAGAGAAAAACACCACCAGUUAUGGCUUACUGGGUAGUAGGAAUGUCAGCUCUAUGAGGUCAGGAAUUGAUCUGUCUUGUCCACCACUGGCACCUGCAACAGCACCUGGCACACGGUCACUUGAUAAAUAUGUAAGGAUUUAGUAAAUGGAGCUGCGCUUGGCAAAAUGUGGUGGUGGGUAGGUGGACUGAAAAACACAAAGCUAAACACAGUCAUUGCAUCUGAUGGUCUUACAUCUAGCAGAAGAAAUACGAAACAUGCUUAAAUACCUAUGUAUAUAUGGAUACAUAUUCUAUGGAGAUAGAAAGAUAGCUGGCUAUAUAUAGUAAAGUAGGUAAUACAACCAAACACUCUGGGAAUUCCGAGGAACGGGGGGAAAUUUAAGCUGAGAUUAUAAAGAAAGGCUUAGAGGUUCCAUUGAUCUGCUUUAGAAAAUGAAUUGGAUUUGGAUAGAGCAUUCUAGGAAAAGGAUGGGAUGAAUAAAAAUCCAAACAAAGGGAAAUCAUAAGGCAUGGCAGUGAGUAGACUGGUUUGCUAGGAUGGUAGGGGAAUGGCAUAUGGAAAGAUGAAGUGAAAGAUCAAGCUGGAAAGCUAAGUUAGGACCACUGCAGAGAGCCUUCAAUUCCUGACUAAGGAAUGGAAUUUUGAGGGAAAUAUUGAGCCACUGACAGUUCUUUGAGUUGCGGUAGAGAAUUGGUGGAGGAAGGAGCACAGAGUAAGGUGGGACUAAUGUUACUGGACACCUAUCAUAUAAUACUAAGCUGUAUGACAAACACUUUACAAAUGUUAUCCAAAGCAGUAAUUCCCAUGUGCUGGUCCACGGGAUUUAGAAUCACCUGAGUCACUUAUUAAAAUCAGAGAUGCCUGCAUCCCACCCCAGACCUACUGAACCAUAAUCUAUGGGAGUGGGACUCUGUAUGUUUAGUAAGCUCACUUGUGAUUCUGAUGUGUAACCAACCAAGUUUGGGAGCAUCAGCAUGAUCAAAACUCAGUGUAGUGUGAUCAGAGCUGUGCUAUUGGAAGAUCAAGCUGGGAGCAGCAAAUGAAAACGGUGUGGACACAAGAGAGAAUAGAGAUAAGAAGACCAGUUAGGCACACAUGCAGGUGUACAGUGGAGCCUUAACUACAUUCACAAUUGGAAUUGAAAAAAAUCAGUAGGUGUUGAAUUAUGACGAAGCUGAUCUAUAUAGAAUAGAGAAAUUUAAGGAAGUCAGGCAGAACUACACCUGAUUUAAAUGGCUUGAUUUGUAUACAUUAGUAUUGAUUAAAUAGACUAAAAUUUUUAACUCUUUAAGACAAUCAAAGUUUCAAUGUUAAUCCCAAUUCAAUGUCUAAUAACUAUUGUACUUAGAAUGAUGGUACACCAUUGGCUGUAUUGUAAUAAUAAUGACUAAAUUUAAUACUUUAAAACUGAGGGACAUGAUUAUACAUAUUGAUAAAACAGGCUUUUUACACUCUGGAAAAAUAAACAUAAUUGACCUAAGGCAUAUAUUAUUUAUUUUAUAAUAAAUCUAGCUGCAUUUCCCCCUACUGUAGAUUUAGAUUAGUGGUUUUGAAUUUACUACUUAUUCUUUCAGAAACAAAAAAAUUAAGUAAAAUAAAUUGAAGAGUUGGAGUCUUUUUCCUUUGUUUUUUUGUUUUUGGAA